This is a messenger RNA of Lodderomyces oxycetoniae, 717 nucleotides long. RefSeq lists its product as uncharacterized. Bases 1 to 717 code for a protein of 238 amino acids. Gene Ontology annotation, cellular component: nucleus. Lineage: Eukaryota; Fungi; Ascomycota; Pichiomycetes; Serinales; Debaryomycetaceae. The record is from RefSeq and is a predicted model, not a curated record. Gene Ontology annotation, molecular function: acyltransferase activity, transferring groups other than amino-acyl groups. The transcript has a single exon.
AUGAUAGUGUCGCUCGAUAGUAUUGUUAUGGAAGGCGAUUCUGUAUAUCAACUAGUCAAGGGUUUACCCUUUGCAAAGGAAAACUUUGAUGCUACUCCCAAGGUUAAAACUCCAGUUAUCAACUUUAAUCUUGAGAGAAGCGGCAAGCCUGUUACAUUGUUCAAUAUCCACAAUUCGUCACUAGUUCCCCGAAAUUUAAUCAAGGUACUUUGUAUAGAGUUUAACUUUAUAAUAGAAGAGGGCCAGACAUACCCCCAUGUAGCACCAAAAGCAGUUGACGAAUUUGAAAAUUAUUGGUUUCACCAUUUCGCAUCCAUACUAAUCGAUGGAAAAUUCACCUCAUUGAAAGAUGCAAAUUUACAAGAUCUCACAGUUAACCAAUGGAAUGACUUAUUUUUGGGUACCUUCUAUGUUAAGCCAAACUAUAUAGGUCGUUGCUCCCAUGUUUGCAACGCGGGAUUCGUGGUAAACCAUGUCAAAAGAGGAUUAGGUUUGGGUAAGGAGUUGGGUGGAAAGUAUUUGGAGAUUGCACCACAAUUAGGUUACGUUUAUUCUGUUUUUAAUCUUGUUUUUGAAACUAAUCAGGCAAGUUUGAAAAUUUGGGAUGCCCUCGGUUUUGAGAGAAUCGGAUAUGUAAAGAACGUUGCGGUGUUGAAAGGUUCCAACAAAUUGGUCGGCGCUUAUAUUUUUGGAAAGGAUUUGCAACCAACUAGCUAG